AUGAAUAACUCCUAUGACACCUACAACUACUCCAGUAGCAUCUUUAACAGUCCUGGGAAGACAUCCAUGCUGAGCACAUCUUCACAAAAUUUAAGCGGCAGUUACGGCUACAACAAUGUGAGUCCACAAAAUGAAAUGAUAACUAUCAUCCUAGAGCAGUGUGUGCAGGAGUGGUUCCCUUUUUUAAGAGAACAUGAAGAUGGGGGAACAAAAGCGGAGAGAAAUAAACGAACCAACUUAAAUGAUGAAAUAAAGAGGCUAAAAAAUUUCUACAAGGGGGUCAACUCCCCCAAUUUCCCACUGAAGAAACUGGGCAAAAUGGACAGGAGUAUUUCUAGCUUGAAUGAUGAAAAUGACGAUGAGGACAUUUUCUACAAUAGCAAUAGUUUGUAUAUGAAUUUGCUCAGUGGAGGAGAGGAGGGAGAACCUCCUUGUGAGGAAGGACAAGCCAAGCAUCAGGAGGGGAACUCUCCGGAUGAACAAGGUGAUGUCCUCUUUAACCAAGCGUACACCAGAGUAAAAGCGAAAACUCAGGAAGAGAACCAACACGCACUCCUCGGAAGAAAUGCCCUAGAGGAGAAUCUCUUCUAUGACUGCAUAGCGGAAAAGGAGGGCGCGGACAAGUGCCGUGCUCAGGACCAGCAGGGGGAUGGGGAAGCCCCCGUGUGGUCACUGCAAAAGAUAAGGAACCAAAACGAAGAUGAAAAGAAAAACUUUUAUCUACAACAAUGUAGGGAUCAAAUGAACGAGAACAAAGAGCACAAGAUGAAGCAGCCCCUCUUGUUAUUGCAAAGGGAGGAAGAUGGAAAAAGGGAAGAGGACAACGAUAGCGACGACGACCACCAAAAUAAGCAGGAGGAGGAAGAAGAAAAAUACAAAUUGCAUGACAGGGUGAGCGCACUCAUCGGGGGUAGAAACAAUCGCAGUGAUUAUGACAGUCGCGAUACAAGCGCCUUUAACACUUCGAAGAGCAGAAAAGGUGGUGAGGAAGAGGAAGGAGAAGAGGAACAGUAUCCCCUGCGCAAGAGCGACAUGAGAGACUGCAGUGUGCAACCUCUAAGCAGCAAAGAGGAAGACAUAACCCACGAUGUCUAUGUACCAAAUAGAAGGAAGGGAAAAAUAUCAAGCGUAUCCAAAUUGGCUGAUUCACAAAAAGGGGAUAACUUUACGAACAGGGAGUCUGUUCCCCGCGAGGACUACUCCAGUAAGAGCAUAAACUACAUCAUUCAGGAGAUAAAAAAAGAGGAAUCGAAGGAGAAAAACUUCACCAUGGAUUCAUAUGGAACGGUGUACCUUUCCAUAUGCAGGAAGGUUUUAGAAAAAGACGUAGAUUAUUUCUUAACCCCAAGAAUAUUACCCAAUGAGGAACUAUUAAAUGAAAAAAAAAAAAUUAAAGAGAUUUUAAAACUGUAUGAUAAGUUAUUUUAUAGCCAUUUUAAAUUUAUCCCAAACAAGAUUUACAAGGAAACGUUGAGACCUAUAUAUUCGUAUUACCAGAACUUGAAAUGUACCCUCGUAGGGGGGGGAGUGUCCGUUGGUUCGUUCGAUGGAAAGUCUAGAAAAAGCUGCUCGCUAAGCAGGGACUACGAAAUUGAAAGAAGCACCAAUUACAACUCGAAUGACGAGAUUAAAAGCUUCGAGAGUAGGCCCGCCGACAGUUCGGAGUACAAAAACUUGGGAAGCUCCUCCAACGCGGAGUGCAAAAGCUUGGGAAGCUCCACCAACACGGAGUACAAAAACUUGGGGAGCUUCUCGAACUUAAUAAACGACCAGAACAUUAAGAAGAUUUUGCUCGACGUGGAUGACAGCAAAGACAUAAGUCACUUGGAAAAAAAGUACAAAUAUAUUUACAAGGAUCUGUUGAAGCUAAAAAGUCUGCUGCUAAAAAAAAGGCAUUAUAAAAACAUACUCUUCGAAUAUCAGAAAAAAUUCGUUCAAAAUAACAACAGGUGUGUCAAAACGUAUAGAGAUAUAUAUCCCGUGGAGAAGGAAUAUAAAAUAUACACCCAAAUUAAGAAGGAAACGGGGGAUGUCAUUAAAAGCAUUAACGCCAAUUAUAAGAAGCAUUACUUGAACGGCUGA
Messenger RNA from Plasmodium fragile, 2082 nucleotides. RefSeq lists its product as uncharacterized. Lineage: Eukaryota; Apicomplexa; Aconoidasida; Haemosporida; Plasmodiidae. The transcript has 2 exons. Bases 1 to 2082 code for a protein of 693 amino acids. The record is from RefSeq and is a predicted model, not a curated record.